This is a messenger RNA of Megalops cyprinoides (Indo-Pacific tarpon), 1359 nucleotides long. Its product is annotated as draxin-A-like. NCBI's taxonomy places the organism in Eukaryota, Metazoa, Chordata, Actinopteri, Elopiformes, Megalopidae. Gene Ontology annotation, biological process: Wnt signaling pathway; axon guidance. Gene Ontology annotation, cellular component: extracellular region. Bases 199 to 1326 code for a protein of 375 amino acids. The transcript has 7 exons. The record is from RefSeq and is a predicted model, not a curated record.
UCGCUAUCGCGCAAGGAGGUUGGCUGCUUUAAUAAACCAGUUAACGCUCCGCGCGCUCAUACUCAUUCACAUCAUCACGCCCGCGUCUCACCUCUAUCAAACUCUGGAUCUGGCAUUCAAACCCACCCGAGUCCGGUUCGACAGUUAACACGAACGACAACGGCUUUCGGAAUACUGCAGGUGGUGCUGCGUUUAAAGAUGGCAGCUUUCUCCUGGUGCCUGUGCCCAGCUCUCCUACUGGCCACGCUGGCCACCAUUUCACACAGCGCUGAGCCCGGGAACAGGAACGCCAAGAAGGGCGUGGCCCACCCUCCUCCUGACAGAGCCAAUGCCCUGCAGGGCUCGGAGCCGUGGGCGCAGCGCGGCGGUCACCACCGGAGGCAUGGCGGGCGGAAGGACAAAGCCAGCGCUGGCCUGCUCUCCCGGAGGCCCGUGCAGCCAGUGGGGCGCCCAGAGGAUGAUGGGAUAGGGUUGGAGGGCCUGAGCCCAGUGAGGCUGGAGAUGGGUCCCGGGGAGAGGAGGGGAGGCGUGCCUGAGCAGCAGGGUAGCUUUAUGGGGUUUGGGAUCCCGUUCCAUGAGCGGGAUAACCAUGCCCCUGGCAGUGAGGGCACCCUCAAGGGCAGGCGGCACGGACAUCAUUCAGAGCACAAGAAGCACGGCGGCCGCAGGGACAAGGCCCGACACAUUAAAGGGCGACUCCCUGAGCCGGAUCUGAAGUCUGUGCUGAAGGAGGGGGAGUUAAUCAAUAACCAGCCCCCUAGUAAGCCACCAUCAGAGGAAAUCGCUCCACCCACUGCGACGUCCUCCCCCACUGCAGCUGUCAUCAGCUCCAGCAUGUCCACAGUAACCACGGUGAUGAGCGAGGAUCCCCCGGCCCUGCCCUCGGCUUCCACCAAACCCCAGAGGUCACCUCAGGGCCGGGGGAAGGCACAGGGGGAGGUGAUGCCCACACUGGACAUGACACUCUUCGACUGGACAGAUUACGAGGACAUGAAGCCGGCAGACACCUGGCCAUCCUCCAAGAAGAAAGACAAGCGGCGCAGUAAGAACCUGAGCAGUGGGAAUGUGACAGUGGACACAGAGACCCUGGAACCAUGUGACCACCACCUGGACUGCCUCCCUGGAUCCUGUUGUGACCUAAGGCAACAUGAGUGCAAGCCGCACAAUCGCGGCCUCAACAACAAGUGCUACGAUGACUGCAUGUGUGAGGAAGGGUUCCGCUGCUAUGCCAAAUUCCACCGGAACCGGCGUGUGACCCGCAGGAAGGGGCGCUGUGUGGAGCCCGAGUCUGCCAACAGUGACCAGGGGGCAUUCAUCACCAUUUGAGAAAAUCGGGCACGAAACCCAUCAAUUCCCACC